Messenger RNA from Funneliformis geosporum, 458 nucleotides. Lineage: Eukaryota; Fungi; Glomeromycota; Glomeromycetes; Glomerales; Glomeraceae. The record is from the annotation of a GenBank genome assembly.
AUGAAAAAUUAUUCCAACAAACAAUUACUACAGCCAUGCGAAUGUUAGAUAAUGUGAUUGAUUUAAAUUAUUAUCCUACUGCCGAGACCAAAAACUCCAACUUGAAACACCGACCAGUUGGUUUAGGAAUGAUGGAAAAAGAGCGCGGAGAGAAAAUCGAAGUGGAAAGAAAAGAAAGAAUGGACUGGAAUGAACUUCGCCGGCAAGUUCGCCAAAAUGGAAUGCGAAAUUCCAAUACUAUGGCGAUUGCUCCCACCGCAACCAUUUCUAAUAUCGCUGGUUGCUAUCCCUGUAUCGAAGCCAUGUAUAGUAACCUUUAUGUUAAGAGCAAUAUUGCGGGGGAAUUCGAAACUUUAGAAUGGUUAAAGUAUUACAAUGGCAGUAUUCAAAGUAUUCCUUAUAUUUCCCAAGAAUUAAAAACAAAAUAUAAAGGAGUAUUUGAAUUAGACCCCGAAUGA